CGGCCGCCGGACUUCGCUGAGCCCGAGGACGUGUGGAUCCUCGGGACCUCGCACCUCUCCGCGGAGUCCGCCGACGAGGUCGAGCGCGUGCUCCGUGCCGUCCGCCCCGACAACGUCGUCGUCGAACUCUGCCGGAGCAGAGCCGGGAUCAUGUACGCUUCCGACGACGCCUCCGGCGAGCCGCUGUUGAAAUCCAACAUGUUCUCGCUCGGCGGCACCAAGUUCUUCGGAGCCGUCAACCGGAGCAUCAACCUGGGUGGACAGAGUGCUCUUGCUCUGCGUUUGCUCCUAGCUGUUUUUUCGUCCAAGAUUUCUUCUGGCGCGAACCGGCCCUUUGGGGAGGAGUUCCGAGCAGCUAGGAGGGUGUCUGAAGAUAUUGGCGCUCAGCUCGUUCUUGGGGAUCGCCCUAUUGAAAUAACUCUUGAACGAGCUUUGAAAUCCCUCAGCUGGGAUGAAAAGACUAAACUCGUAAUCUCAUUAUUCCGUGGAAUCACUUCAACCACUCAUAUGCCGCAGCAGGAUGAGAAAGCUGCGGUUAGCCCGUACGAGUUGUACGAGAAGCUUAGCAGCUCAUAUCCUUCACUGCUGCAGCCUCUCAUACAUGAGCGCGACAUGUUCAUGGCUUGGUCCCUAAAGAGGAGCAAGGCGGUGAACAAGAGCAAGACGGUGGUUGGGGUCAUCGGGAAGGGGCAUAUGAACGGCGUGGUGUACGCGCUGAUCUCUGACCAGGGGGACCUGAGGUUCCGCGACCUCGUCGGCAGGGAAUCGUCGGAGACCUGGGCUAGCUCCGUCGUCAAGGGCCUGGUCAGGGAUACGGUGAUAGGGCUCGCGCUCUGGGCGCUGUACGAACUGCUGCAGGCUGCCGCCGUACAUAUAAAGCUGUAGCUGAAGUCCAUUUUUAGUGGCAAAGAUUGACAUCUGUAACCGUGCACGCUCUUUGCAACGUCGAUGCAGCUUGAUGAUAUUGUAAAGUCAAGUGAAGUACUCCCCUGUAAACUUUUAUAAGACGUUUAAGGGAUUUCCGACAGCCCCAA
Molecule: messenger RNA, 1034 nt
Organism: Triticum urartu
Lineage: Eukaryota; Viridiplantae; Streptophyta; Magnoliopsida; Poales; Poaceae
Source: RefSeq, a predicted model, not a curated record